Messenger RNA from Coniosporium apollinis CBS 100218, 258 nucleotides. RefSeq lists its product as uncharacterized. The record is from RefSeq and is a predicted model, not a curated record. Bases 1 to 258 code for a protein of 85 amino acids. NCBI's taxonomy places the organism in Eukaryota, Fungi, Ascomycota, Dothideomycetes. The transcript has a single exon.
AUGAAGCUACACGCCGCUGUUAUAGCCUCGCUCCUCGCCCUUGCCUCUACGACUCCGGUUCCAGAAUCGGAGAAUCCGACCGCGGCGCUUGAGAAACGUGACAAGGUGUGCCGUGUCGUCACGCCUGACGGGACUGUGGCCUGCCGCACAGGGCCCGGUGGGAAUUACCCCCUCCAAAACAACAAGCGCAUCACCGCGAGCGAGAGGUUUGGAGUCGACUGCACGAGGACUGGGAGCUCUGUUGCCGGAAACACGUAA